Messenger RNA from Myxocyprinus asiaticus (Chinese sucker), 3025 nucleotides. Its product is annotated as vascular endothelial growth factor A-like. The transcript is spliced from 7 exons. Gene Ontology annotation, molecular function: chemoattractant activity; growth factor activity; vascular endothelial growth factor receptor binding. The record is from RefSeq and is a predicted model, not a curated record. Gene Ontology annotation, biological process: vascular endothelial growth factor signaling pathway; induction of positive chemotaxis; positive regulation of endothelial cell proliferation. Bases 438 to 995 code for a protein of 185 amino acids. Gene Ontology annotation, cellular component: membrane. Lineage: Eukaryota; Metazoa; Chordata; Actinopteri; Cypriniformes; Catostomidae.
UGUUGAAAGGUAGUCACGGCGCUCGUGUGGUAGUGUGCCAUUCUAUUUGAGAAAUGCGCGAGCAGGAACCUUUCACGUGGAAACAGACGCUGGAUCUCCAGGUGGCGCGUGAGGACGAUUAAAACCAGCAAACAAUAAUUAAAAUUACAUUGUUCACACAUAAGGACUUAUAAUUUUUUUGCCGGUGAUUUAUGCGUGAGAUGAUGCAAUUAAGAGAUCUGUUACCAUUUCAAGCUACUUUUAUGAAACAGAAAAACAUAUUCGGAAUAUUAAACACAAUAUUAAGCGUUUUUUGUCUUCUUCUUCGUUUUAUCUUGUCAUUUUGAGAAAGCUGUGUAACGCACUUCCCUGCAGACGAGGAAGGCACGAGCUGCUCCAUCUCAAACCCAUUUUUGUGGAUUAUUUGCUUAAAUUUGAACAUUGACAUUACUGUUUACAUGGACAGCUGUUUGGAUUUCUCCACGCUUAAACCUGGCUUUCGACUAGUCUUGGCAUUCGAGAUGAGUUACUUGACGUCACUGUUGCACAUAGUUGCUGCGGUCCAGUUGAGCCUUUUACCUGCACAGAGUUCUCCCUUAGUAAGUGUAAACAGCACAGCUAAAGUGAUGCUGUUUCAGGAGGUUUGGGGCAAAAGCUUCUGUCGCACUAUAGAGAAGCUAGUGGAUGUCGUUCAGGAGUACCCUGGGGAGGUGGAGCACAUUUUUAGCCCCGCCUGCGUGCCAUUGGUCCGCUGCGCUGGUUGCUGUGGUGAUGAGAACCUAGAGUGUCACCCUACACUGACUUCCAAUACCACCAUGCAACUGUUAAAGAUUAAGCCAGCAGAGCAGGGUCAGGAUUAUGUGGAGAUGACCUUUGUGGAGCACAAAGCCUGUGAAUGUAGACUAAGAAAGCCGACAACAAAACAUGACCGAUGGAAACCCAGAAAUCGAGGGAGAAAAAGGAAGGAGAAACAACGAGUGAAAGAUUGUGACACGUGUCAGCCUCCUCGCAGGUAAACACUGACUUGCCGUGAUCUCAGCCAAUCACGUGCACCCGCCCCCUUCUGUGCGACCUCAUCAUCCUCAUCACUCUCUUAUGGAUGCUGCCAUUGCUCUGCACCUCAGGAUCCCAGAUGCAGAGUUGUAAUGGUGACGUGGCUUCUCUUUAGCACAUGGGGUGGGUGGGGGGGGCUUUCAGUGAUCUACACAGGAAGAAUCUGUUGUGUGGUGACUUAACCUGACAUUAGCUUCUCAUAACUCUUUUAAGAAGAAAAACCAGUGGACCAAACCAAAAAUCUGAGACUGACCCAAAUGACUUAUAUAUUAUUAGUAUAUUGUAAUAUUAUUUUUGAGUUGUUAUAAAAGUAGUAAUAGAAGGGGUAGCACUGAUUUAUUUGCCAGCUCAACAUUUUCCAAGUCUUCCCUCAUAUUUAUUCAAAUCCACUGCAAUAAAAUAAACUUGGUUGCAUUUCAUGAUUCACAUAAAAUAAUUCAAUUUUUUAUGUGUUCGUAAGUCUAGAAAGAAUAACUGAAAUAACAUACAAAAGAUUAUUUUUGUAACCAUGAACUUGUCACUGACAAGUAUGCAAAUAAGACAUUACCGCUAUGCUGAGACUAUAUUCAACUUUAAUUAGGUGAAAACAGUGUUAGGUGAUGUUUUCAUCCUCAUAGGGAUAGUUCACCCAAAAAAUGAAAAUUCUCUCAUCAUUUACUCACCCUCAUGCCAUCCCAGAUGUGUAUGACUUUUUCAUCUGCUGAACACAAAUGAAGAUUUAAAAAAAUAUAUCUUAGCUCUGUAGGUCCAUACAAUGCAAGUGAAUAGUGGCCAGAACUGUGAAGCUCCAAAAAGCACAUAAAGGCAGCAUAAAAGUAAUCCAUAUGACUCCAGUGGUUAAAUCCAUGUCUUCAGAAGCGUUAUGAUAGGUGUAGGUGAGAAACAGAUAUUCUUCUUUUGUUUUUGAUGAUUCACAUUCUUUGUGCAUAUCGCCACCUACUGGGCAGGGAGGAACAUUUAUAGUAAAAAUGGACUUAAAUAUUGAUCUAUUUCAAUGCCACACCUAUCAUAUCGCUUCUGAAGUUAUAGAUUUAACCACUGGAGUCGAGUGGAUUACUUUUAUGCUGCCUUUAUGUGCUUUUUGGACCUUCAAAGUCCUGGCCACCACUGGACAUGCAGAGGUGAAAUAUCCUUCUACAAAUCUUUGUUUGUGUUCUGCAGAAGAAAGAACGUCUUACACAUCUGGGGUGGCAUGAGGGUGAGUAAAUGAUGAGAGAAUUUUCAUUUUUGGGAGAACUAUCCCUUUAAAGUAUUUGCUUCAUUUGUUUCAUUUAAAGCUUUUCAAUGGGUUUAGACCUUAAGUUGAGCAUCAAAGAAGUGGAGUGAGAUCCUGACCUCUAGUGGUAAUAAUGUAAUAAUAACACACAACCUGCUUAAUACAUGCCAUUUCAACUUUGAAAAAAAUCAAAUGUUAAUGUUGUAAAUUGUUCAAGGACAAAGACUUAACAGAGCAGUCAAGAGGAACCGAGACAGACACUCAGCAUGAUAUGACUGAAUGUCAGUGAUUUGCUCUUUUUUUUUUUUUCUAUAUUUUUUUCAAUGAAACGACUGAAUUUUCCACACUUCGGACUCAGAUGUGUAAAGUGCUGGAAUUAAACCAAAGAAGCAUUGUUAUCUAAGCUGCUGACUGAGUAUAGGGCCCUAAACACAAAUGCAACUGUCUUCCACCAAAGGGUUAUUAGAUUCCCACUGUAUAAAAAGUUGUCUGUUUUUCCAAAUAUUUUAAUAUGUAUUAUUAUUAUUAAUAUUAUUAUACAGAUUUUAGAGUUCCUUUCUUAAUAGGGUGACUGUUAUUUGUUUGUUGUUUCUGAUUUUCAUUAAACAUAUUUUAUGAAAGGUUUCGUAAUGUAAGUGUGUGUGAGUGUGUGUGCACAUUUUGAAUAGAUAGAGGAAAAUGCUGCAGGUUAUUUUGUAUGUACUGUUGAUGAGGUCUUUAUAAAAUGUCACUUAUGUGCAACUCUUAAUAAAGAGAUACAUUCAGUAAUUCUGUGGU